AUGAACCAAGAGCCAGCGUCACCGGAAUCAGAGGGUCCGACCCCAUACGGCUCAGAAUUGUCUACACCUCUCACCACAUCUGCGCAAACUUCACCGACGGAAGAACAUGGUUUUGAUCGCAGCAGGGAACCGUGCGGUAUCGCGCAACAGAAGAAGAAAAAGAAGAAGAAGCCGAAAAAGUCUGCGACUGCGAAAGCGAAAGAGGGUGCUGGCAAGGCCGGCAGCGACGGGGAAUGUCGACCACCACUGUUAUGCAUUAGCAGAAACAAGCAUUGGCGCUACAUUAGCUCUUAUCAUGGACCAUGGCUGCAACUGCCCCUGGAACUCUUGGAAUCGCUCCUGGUCCUGAACGCGGACCCCGCAACGCUUGCAGCCGAAUCGCGUAUGGCCCAAAUGCUACCGCCUCUGUUGAACAUGAAUCUCCAAGGCUCAAAGAAAGGUGAUCGUCCGUUGGGAGCGAACGGUGAAGAACGCCCGAUACACAACGCACUACCGCCAAUUCCGCCCCCGCCUCUUCCAACACCGAAACCUGGCAAGGCGACACCACCACCAAUAGAUCCAGGCGUUUUCCGUUCUGUGACGACCAUUCGCGACUUGAUUGACGAAGCGGCGGAAUUGUCUGUGCGGGCGAGUUCUGGGUUGUCGGCUGCCGAGUUGAGUUCGAUGAGGAACAGCUCUGUUAAUGGGAGUGCUUGGGCCGCUGCUCAGUCGCUUGGCCUGAACCCGCUUGGAAUGGGCAAUGGAAACGGAAGGAAUGUCGCCAUGUCAGCUAUGCGGAUACACCGACUGCGAGCACUGGCCGUUCAAAAGCUUGCAGAGGCUUACAAAACGGACGAGAUCGCGUCAAGCGUUAUGGUUAUGCAGGGAGGGAGUGUAUUCGAUGACCUGGCCGAGCGAGUCCUCAAAGUAGGCAAAUACGUUCAUUUCUUCCACGAAAAGAUUCCAUCCAGGCAACUCGCCGAGUCGACCACAACCAAAGUAUUGGACGACCUUAUAGCUCAAUUCCCGCAACGGCUGCAGUACUUUCGGACACGGGGAAUUGUUCACUGUUUUCGGGAAGAGUUCAGCCUUGCCACGAAAGACUUCACGCACGCUCUCAAAGAAGCUCGGGCUAUCCGGAAAGCUAAACAGAUGCAUCACAUCGGUAACUCGAGGAAGGAAUCACGUUCUUCCAAGAGCGGGAAGCGAAAGAAGAGUUCUACGACGACCAACUCAAAUGGACAAGCGCCACCUAACGGUACCAGCGUCGCAGAUCCCAGCGAUGGAGGAAUGGAAGGUGGUCUCGUUCUUCACCCCUCCGUUCUGCCAGACGCUCCCGACCCGAUUGAACCACAAUGUCUAUUCCUCCGUGGGGCAGCCUAUCUUCAAAACGCAGUCCACCUCAUCGAAUCAGCUGUUCUGCAGCUUGAAGGGGUUCGUAAAGGACCCACUGUUGACGGUGCAGAAUUGCGACUUUGCUACAUCGACAAUGGCAAAUAUGGCGGCGUCGAGAUUGGGAAUCCUGAUGGACCUUUAGGCUCAAACCAGGGACCCAAAGUCCAGGCCUAUAACCAGGUUCUGGCCGAGUCCUCCUUCCGCGAACAUAUCAGCUCCCUUCUUCGGAAGAGCAUGCGGGAUCACGAGAGGUUCCUCGCGCAUUUCGAUUCCAUAGAAUCGCCCAACGCCUAUCCCGAAGGUGACAUUGCCUCACGAAUUGAAUAUGCGGUUCAGCUGUCCGACACCAAGCGCCCGCCACCAGAUAUCCCACCUGUCUUCACCACCUAUCAUCCCCUUCUCGUGGAAUCCAUGUACAGCGUCUUGAUCUGCCUUCUUAUGCUUGGUGACUUCUCCGCGCUACUUCCGCAAUUUGUUCGCUUUGCUCUCGUGGUUGACGGUCUCGAGGGGUACCCCGUUUUUCUUCCACCUCGAUCGAUGGGCCAGGCGGAAUUUAUGGAGAUUCUGGAGAGGCUAGCCGGGGGUUGGAAAAAUGGGAUUCAGCAACAUUCCUUAUCCACUCAGAGGGGGAAAAGCCGACUCGCCAUCGAGGCUCCUCCGUCCACUUUCCCCCGUCCUGCGACCCCUUCCCGCAGUUCUUCGAUGGGUAGUUCGCUCAACUCGCCGUUACAGGCAAGCUCGUCCGCUUCGAUCUCUCGCAAGGGGUCUUUUGUUACCGGGAGUAGUUUUGAAUCGUCGGGGUCCUCGUCUUUCGCGUUCUCCGCCUGUGACACCUCCACUUCACACGAUGCGGGAGGGACAGCUACACCAUCAAGUUCUGGCGAAUUUGCAGACUACCUCGAAGACAACAUCAGUCGUACUUCAUCGCCUCCCAAUGUCACUCAACGACCGGAUGCGGAGCAUGCGCUGGACUGUGCAAGAAUUCUGCUCAAUCCGAUCGUCAAGAAGCAGAAGGAGCGCGCGGAGAAGGCUGCAGCUGAGAAGGCUGCCGGGGGGAAGAAGAAGCCUGCACCUAUCAACAUUCCAUUGCAUGGCCCGAGGGUGGAAGUUGUCCUUGCGUGGCUUGGGGCUGUGGUUCUUCCCGAGUUGGAUGUUUGA
This is a messenger RNA of Coprinopsis cinerea okayama7#130, 2532 nucleotides long. RefSeq lists its product as hypothetical. The record is from RefSeq and is a predicted model, not a curated record. Bases 1 to 2532 code for a protein of 843 amino acids. NCBI's taxonomy places the organism in Eukaryota, Fungi, Basidiomycota, Agaricomycetes, Agaricales, Psathyrellaceae. The transcript is spliced from 3 exons.